UGUUGGUCUCAAGACUCAGCAGCAAGACCCAAUUUCCUAGCCCUAUAAAUCUAAAUGUUAACUAGGGUUUGAAAGCGUAUUUGCGUCUCUUCCAUUAGCUCCUCAAAGCGCAUCCCAGACUCAAGAGUAGGAGACAGAUAGUGCCUAGAAAAUGGCAAGAGGAUUGAAGAAACACUUGAAGAGGCUCAAUGCCCCAAAGCAUUGGAUGCUUGACAAACUCGGUGGUGCAUUCGCUCCCAAGCCAUCAUCAGGACCUCACAAGUCAAGGGAAUGCUUGCCUUUGAUCCUUAUUUUACGAAACAGGCUGAAGUAUGCUCUCACAUAUCGUGAAGUUAUUGCCAUUUUGAUGCAACGGCAUGUUCUGGUUGAUGCGAAGGUUAGGACAGAUAAAACGUAUCCUGCAGGUUUCAUGGAUGUUGUGUCAAUUCCAAAGACAAAUGAGAACUUCCGCCUCCUCUAUGACACGAAGGGCCGUUUUCGUCUCCACUCCAUUAGAGAUGAUGAGGCAAAGUUCAAGCUUUGCAAAGUUCGUUCUGUUCAGUUUGGGCAGAAAGGGAUCCCCUACCUGAACACCUAUGAUGGUCGCACUAUCCGCUACCCAGAUCCGCUUAUCAAGGCUAAUGAUACUAUCAAACUAGAUCUAGAGAGCAACAAGAUCACUGAGUUCAUCAAGUUUGAUGUGGGAAAUGUUGUCAUGGUUACUGGAGGUAGAAACAGGGGUCGAGUUGGAGUAAUCAAGAACAGAGAGAAGCACAAGGGAAGCUUUGAGACCAUCCACAUUCAGGAUUCAACUGGUCACGAGUUUGCUACUCGCAUGGGCAAUGUCUUCACGAUAGGAAAGGGGACCAAACCAUGGGUGUCUCUUCCCAAGGGCAAGGGUAUCAAGUUGUCAAUCAUUGAAGAGGCCCGAAAGAGGCUUGCAGCAUCCCAAACUGCUGCUUAAGAAAAGAAGCUGAAAAUUUAUCCUCACUGGUGAACUUACUGGUUUUGGGCUAGUGUUAAUUUUGUUUUUUUUUUUAGUUACAGCUUUUGAGCUUAUGCCAGAUCGAGUGUUUUAUUUUUAUCACCUAGCACAACUUGAACUGAAUUUGUUUUUGAAUAUCGUAUUUAAGCUGUGGGGGAAAACAUAGUUUGAAGAUUUACAUCCUAGGUAUAGUCCGAAGAUUUACAUCCUAGGAUACUAGGAUCCCAUGGUAAACUCUUGGUGCUGAAAUAGUUUAGUACAAGGUUUUUUGGGCCA
This is a messenger RNA of Ricinus communis (castor bean), 1240 nucleotides long. Its product is annotated as 40S ribosomal protein S4-3. NCBI's taxonomy places the organism in Eukaryota, Viridiplantae, Streptophyta, Magnoliopsida, Malpighiales, Euphorbiaceae. Gene Ontology annotation, cellular component: ribosome; cytosolic small ribosomal subunit. The transcript has 5 exons. Gene Ontology annotation, biological process: translation. Gene Ontology annotation, molecular function: structural constituent of ribosome; RNA binding. Bases 152 to 943 code for a protein of 263 amino acids. The record is from RefSeq and is a predicted model, not a curated record.